AUGCGCAGUUCAUUGCAUUUUCAGCUUCUUCUGGCGUUUACGUCGUACUGUGCCGCAAGCCCUCGAUGGAGCAAUACAUCAGCUCCUGCCUCGACGUUGAGGGUCAAUAUCAAGCCGCCUCAGAGCAUUCUUCCUGGCAACAAUUAUGCCACACACACUGCGACACCAACCUACAAUUACUUCUCCGAGGUUGCAUCUUAUGCUUCUACAACCCACGCAAGUGCUGUAUAUGGGAAUACAACCUUCGCCAGUGUGUGCCUCACGGCACCGCAGAAGGAGGCCAGCGACUGCUACGAGACAUGCAAAAGUUUUGCCAGCAUGUGUCGAUCUGACCAUUGGGAUUGGGACAAUGGCAACAAUGCAUACCAGAGUUCGAUGAAUUCGAAGUACAACGGCGGCACCAGCAAGGUCAUCACCGAGAUCGUCGAGACGCACUCUGAUCGGCUGAAGACAUCAUGGGCAUACGAAACAAGCUGGAGGACCGAAUGUUCUACCUCGACAGUGCUGGGAAGUCUAACGUCUGGCACCUACCUGACCUCUUGGUGGACUUUCGUCAACGGCAAAUUCACUGGAUUUCCAACCAUUGCGACUCACCAUCCCUUCGAGGUAUACACCACAAGUGUGCCUUAUGCGAUAGGCCAGGGAACAGUGGUCUCAGUCAAGACACCUGACAACUAUCUCAUUACUUCCACCCAGUUCUCACAAUGGCCCUACUCGAAAGAGAAGCCCUCGUGCUCACCCACAAGCUGGUUGCAAUGCUCGUACAGUCAAGACUGCAACAAGUGUACUAUCUCUGGAGGUACUGUGCAGCUGCUCUACUUCCCCGUAACGCGGACAACCGGCAGUACCCAGACAACUGCUCCUGCUACACUGAAGACCGAAGUGGCCACCACGGCCAUAUACGAGAACACCACCCUCACCUCUGGCUCGGUCUAUAUCUCUUUCAACUCCGCAUACGCUGACAAUGCGUGUGGUACUCCCGUCGGUAGAGGAUACCCGGGAGCAAUCCUAGCCAUGGACCCCAAGUCACUGAAGAGCAUCAACAUGGGCUGGGGCACGAUGUACGGCUCCGUCGCUGACCCUUUCGCCUUACCCGGUGCAUCAAAGUCAGCAUACCUCGUCGCCACCUCCUUCAACCUUGAAGACUUGCAAUGGCCAGUACCUGAAACAGCAUAUCAGCAACAACCAAAGUGCCAGAAUGGUCCUUUCGGAAAGUGCAGCGUCAUCCUCGACGACUACAAUCCGCUACUAGAAGUCCCCGAGCAGAUCAGGAAUCUAGAUCCCGCAUGGAAAACCUGUGAGCUCGAUUGGGAAGGUCUUUAUGAUCCGCCCAUCGCUGUACAACCAGCAAGCACAGUGGUGAAACCGAGCGCUGGUGACCCUCAAGCUUCGUAUACGUCUGCAGAGCCCGCGGGCUCCAUCACGUCGAUUGCCGUGGAGACGAAGCCGCCAAUAUCAGUGCCUUGGACCAAUGUCCCUGCUGCGUCUUCUGAUACACCAGCGGAGACUUCUGGACGUGAACAAACGUCAGCAACGUCUCAAGCGGUACCUGCUUCCACGGAGCGGCCACGAAGUAGCCGCACUGAUGCAUGGGACUCGCCAUCGGAGCCAGCCAUCACUACACGCUCGCUGGACGCACCAGGAUCUGCGGCAUCCCCAGAGGCAGGAAGUCAACCCAAUGAGCCUGUUGGAGCCCCGCUCAACCCACCAGGACAGUCGGCGAGCAGUCUUCCUGCAGUGAUCUCCACCGGCCUAACACCGCCUGCUGGUCAAAUUGAGGAUCCUGCGUCUCCAACUUCAGUUGGAAGUCCAGAAAACUCCGCUCAGGGCCCCGACUCGCCCGUUGUAGAUCCGAGCGAUGGAGGGAGCGCCGUGACACAGCCGUUCGCCAUCCUUCAAGCACCGACAACCGAGCACAGUGAUCCUGCUGGCAGCGCAAGCAACGUACAGCCUGGUAAUACGGCAGCUGACCCAGCUUCAGGCUCACAGGCGGCUUCGGCAGAACAUACUACUGUAGGACAAGUCAUAACUAUACCUCAGCAACCAGCAGGCCCAGAUCAGGCAGCGCCAGGAGUUGCCGCCUCGAGGACCACACUACUCGCUGCGAUUGGCACACAGACAGUGACCGCAAGUGGCGCUGCUCAAACCAUCUCAGGGCAGGUAAUUAGCCUGGGAGAAAGCGGACUCGUCUUUGGAACCAAGACGAUAGGCAUCCCUCAGAACGGACCAGGGACGCAGAGUCUGCCAAUACCUAAUGUUGGAAGCUCUGCACUAGCUGUGACCUUCUUUGCAGGCCCCGUCACUCAGCCAGCUGCACUCGGCACUCAUACCACGUUGAAGGCAGCGCAAGGCGCUGUACCAACGCAUGAUAAAGUGUUCACCCUUGGCACCAAGACAUACACCGCUUCUCGACCAGGCCCAUCAGGCGAAGCCGUGAUCGGCACUCUGAGCAUGACAGCUGGCGGCAGCGCUCUCACGUUGAAUGGUGGCACCGUCAGCCUAGCACCAAAUUACGACCUGAUCCUGGCCGACGAUGGCACAUCCUCCGCUUCGGCAGAAAGCAAGUCGACUCUCAAUUCAGGCAUCCCGCAACUGGUGAUAACCCUUGAUAACCCUCGGGACACAUAUUUACACCGCCGUCCAGCCAUCCGGUACGGAGUGUGCUGUGGUGGAUGGGAAGACGUUCUCGAUUGGACAGGCUGUCAGCGUGCCUGGUGGGACUGUCAGUUUCGAUACUGA
Molecule: messenger RNA, 2739 nt
Organism: Fulvia fulva
Lineage: Eukaryota; Fungi; Ascomycota; Dothideomycetes; Mycosphaerellales; Mycosphaerellaceae
Exons: 3
Coding region: 1-2739 (912 amino acids)
Source: RefSeq, a predicted model, not a curated record